AUGUCCGUUCCUACGCGAUGUUCCGUGCUUGUCAUUGGAGGCGGUCCAGCCGGCUCAUAUGCAGCUUCCGUGCUGGCUCGUGAGUCGGUGGAUGUCGUGUUGCUGGAGGCAGACGUCUUUCCAAGAUAUCACAUCGGCGAGAGUAUGAUCGCGUCCAUGCGCUACUUCCUUCGUUUCAUUGGCCUAGAGGAAGAUUUCGACAAGCAUGGCUUUACGAAGAAGUUUGGGGCAACAUUCAAGAUCACGGACAAGCGUGCCGCGUAUACCGACUUUUCUGUUUCGCUCGGGCCAGAAGGUCAUACUUGGAACGUCGUUCGUUCCGAAGCGGACGAGAUGAUUUUCCGACACGCCGGAAAGAGUGGCGCACAAAUAUUUGACGGCACCAAAGUUAACGAUAUAACUUUCGUGCCGUAUGAGCAAGAUGGCUUCACUUCAGAUGCGCGAGUCGCUAAUCCUGGCCGUCCUGUAUCCGCAAGCUGGUCAAGAAAGGACGGAUCUGGUGGCAGUAUUGAAUUUGACUACCUCAUCGAUGCCAGCGGCCGGGCGGGCAUCAUAUCGACCAAGUAUCUCAAGAAUCGCAAAAUGAACGAAGCCUUGAAGAACAUCGCGAAUUGGGCAUACUGGAAGGGUGCAGCGCCUUAUGCCAAGGGUGAGAGGAACGAAAAUUCGCCCUUCUUCGAGGCUUUGAAGGACGGGAGUGGCUGGUGUUGGGCGAUUCCUCUCCACGAUGGGACAUUAUCCAUUGGCAUCGUUGCUCGUCAGGAUAUCUUCAACGCCAAGAAAAAGGCUGCAGGUUUGCCCAGUGAGGAGUUCUACCGGCGCAGUCUCAAGGAGCUCUGCCCAGAGAUCUCGGAGUUGGUCAAGGACGCGCAAAUAGUUAGCGGCAUCAAACAAGCAGCGGACUGGUCCUACAGUGCCUCCGCGUACGCUGGACCUCACUUCCGUCUGGCAGGCGAUGCUGGUUGCUUUAUUGACCCAUACUUCUCAUCUGGAGUCCAUUUGGCAUUCGUCAGCGGCCUUUCCGCUGCACUGACUGUGCAAGCAGCCAGGAAGGGCCAGUGUAGCGAGCUUGCUGCAGCCAAAUGGCACUCUGGCAAAGUGACCGAAGGCUACACUCGCUUUCUGCUCGUUGUCAUGACAGUUCUUAAGCAAGUGCGGCAGCAAUCGCGUGCUCUGCUGGCGAAAGAGGAGGAAGAAGGCUUCGAGCGGGCUUUCAAUUUCAUACAACCCGUGAUCCAAGGCACUGCCGAUGCUGAAUCGAGCGACGCUGCAAUCCAGCGGAAGGCGGCGGCAGGCGUGGAGUUCGCUCUCGGCGUGAAUGAGAUCUCCGCCGCACAGCAGAAAGCGGUCCUCGACAAAGUUCAGGAUGCUGGCCACGAUGUCAAUGGUCUAGAGAAGCUGACGGACGACGAGGUUGAGAUCCUCAAGGGCAUUGCCGGGAAGCAGCAAGCCCUGACGCUGCACGCGUCCAAUAUUGAGGCAUUGGCGGGCGAUACCAUCAACGGCCUCGCAGCUGUCAUCGAGCGAGGCAAGAUUGGUCUCCGUUCGGCGAGCGUGCUCCCCGAAGCAGAGGCGCUGCAUGUGCUGGGGGUGGAGGCGGAGGAGCGCGAGAGGAUGAUGAAUCUGAACAGGACGCUGGCCGUCGAGGCGUGA
Messenger RNA from Cercospora beticola, 1653 nucleotides. RefSeq names its product NAD(P)/FAD-dependent oxidoreductase. The record is from RefSeq and is a predicted model, not a curated record. Gene Ontology annotation, molecular function: FAD binding. NCBI's taxonomy places the organism in Eukaryota, Fungi, Ascomycota, Dothideomycetes, Mycosphaerellales, Mycosphaerellaceae.